Messenger RNA from Sardina pilchardus (European sardine), 858 nucleotides. RefSeq names its product diencephalon/mesencephalon homeobox protein 1-A-like. NCBI's taxonomy places the organism in Eukaryota, Metazoa, Chordata, Actinopteri, Clupeiformes, Clupeidae. The record is from RefSeq and is a predicted model, not a curated record. Gene Ontology annotation, biological process: regulation of transcription by RNA polymerase II. Gene Ontology annotation, molecular function: RNA polymerase II transcription regulatory region sequence-specific DNA binding; DNA-binding transcription factor activity, RNA polymerase II-specific. The transcript has 5 exons. The coding region runs from base 1 to 858 and encodes 285 amino acids.
AUGAAUGGAUACAACCUUUGUGCAAUGAAUUCUUUGAGUGCUAUGUACCAGCAUGUACAACAUUCCCAUGAUUGCCAGACAUCUGUUCAGGGAUUAACUCUUGCUGAGAGACUAGCUGACAUCAUUCUAGAAGCUCGCUACGGUUCUCAGCACCGGAAACAGCGUCGGAGCCGCACAGCAUUCACAGCACAACAGUUGAAGGCAUUGGAGAGGAUAUUCCAGAAGACCCACUACCCUGAUGUUAUCAUGCGUGAAAGACUGGCCAUAUGCACAAAUCUGCCAGAGGCACGUGUUCAAGUAUGGUUUAAAAAUCGCCGUGCUAAAUUUCGCAAAAUACAGCACAUUCUUCAGAAAGAGCAGUUGCUGAAGCAGAAAGAGGCAACUGCGAAGACAAUUCUAAAAUCAACUGAUGAGAAGAAACUGCCCUCUGUCAUCACCUUUGAAAAUGAUUUGUCCUUUUCCUCUACAUUAAUGGAGGAGGAGCCUAAACACAAAUCACCUGCAGGCUUGAGUUCAGUAAAGCAGUCCAGCGGGUCAACUUUGAAGGACACCUCUUACAAGCCAGAAGAAUUAACAGAUAAUGUCCAGUUCCCCCACUGUGUCAGCGCUGAGAUCUCUCAAAUACACUCUUACACCUCUUCACCAGUCAGCCUCUUCUACCUGCAGGAGCAGUUUUCCCAGAACACAGCCACCACCAACCUGAUGCAUUUCCCCUCUUUUCAAAUGUGUACUCCUCCCUCAUCACACUUGAAGUCCCAGCCCUAUGACUGCCCUACCAUCGCCUGUUACUGUCCCCUUGCCCGGAUUCCUGGCCCACGCACCCUAGUGACCCACUACUUCCCCUAUGACAAUUCCUAA